UGCGGCGGCCGCUCGGCCAUGUUGAAGUGUGGAGGAACUGCAGCCCGCCAUUGUGUGUCUGAUCUGCAGCUGUAGCGAGAGAGAGAGAGAGAGAGAGAUAGAGAGAGACGGGCGCAAAGACUCUAAAAACACACACAUUUCCCGUUGACUUUAACCCGCAAACAAACGCGCAGUCUAACACACAGGCUCCGGGGAGAGAGAAAUGUCAGCCAGCAGCCUUCUGGAGCAGAGACCGAAAGGCCAAGCAAACAAAGUGCAAAACGGAGCUGUUACCCAAAAGGAUACUUUGAACGAUGAUGAGUUCGAGCCUUACCUGAACGCUCAGCCUAGACAGAGCAAUGCCUAUACGGCCAUGUCCGACUCCUACAUGCCCAGUUACUACAGCCCCUCAAUAGGCUUUACCUAUUCGCUGAACGAAGCUGCAUGGUCUACAGGCGGUGACCCCCCGAUGCCUUACCUGGCCUCUUACGGACAGCUUAGCAAUGGGGAGCACCACUUUCUCCCAGAUGCCAUGUUCGGCCAGUCUGGGGCACUGGGGAGCAACCCUUUCCUGGGACAGCACGGCUUCAACUUCUUCCCCAGUGGGAUUGACUUCCCUGCCUGGGGGAACAGCAGCUCUCAGGGACAGUCCACACAGAGCUCAGGUUACAGCAGCAGCUACGCCUAUGCCCCUAGCACGCUAGGAGGUGCUAUGAUCGACGGACAGUCUCCCUUUGCAGCCAACGAGCCGCUCAACAAGGCCGUGGGAAUGAAUAGCUUGGAUCAGGGCAUGGCGGGGCUUAAGAUUGGGGCUGGAGACAUGGCACCCAAAGUUGUUGGUUCUGGACUUCCUGGAGGGCCAUUGAAUCAAGUGUCUGCAGCUCCCACCAUGGCUCCUGCCUCCAUGGCUCCUGCGAAAACUGCGUCUUGGGCGGACAUUGCCAGCAAGCCGGCCAAGCCGCAGCCUAAGCUGAAAACCAAGGGGGGACUUGGCGGGACGAAUCUGCCGCCGCCUCCCAUCAAACAUAACAUGGAUAUUGGGACUUGGGACAACAAGGGGACUAUGCCUAAACCAACAGCCCCACAGCAGACUUCCCUGCCCACUAAUGGACAGCCGCCCAAUCAGUCGUCUCCUCAACCAGGUGCUACUGCCGGCGGGGUGCCGCAGCUGCCCCUCAGUAACGGACAGCUAGUGCCUCCCACCGGUCAACUCGGCCAGCACCCGCUUCCUCCAGGUGGCCAGCCUGGUUCUGUCCCACCUCCUCUCUCCCAGGGCCCUCCCGCUCCCCAACCCUCCCAGCCAACCCGCUGGGUGCCCCCGCGUAACCGUGCCAAUGGCUUCGGGGACGCAGCGGGUGGACCUGGCCAAUCCCCUCCCAAUUCAGGAAUGGGUGGUGUUGCUGUGCCAUCAGAGCCCCACCCAGUUCUGGAGAAACUGCGCAUGGUGAACAACUACAAUCCCAAGGACUUUGACUGGAACCCUAAGCACGGUCGCGUCUUCAUCAUCAAGAGCUACUCUGAGGACGACAUCCAUCGCUCCAUUAAGUACAAUAUCUGGUGCAGCACAGAACAUGGCAAUAAGCGUCUGGACGCUGCUUACCGUUCACUGGCCAACAAAGGGCCACUCUACCUGCUCUUCAGCGUGAAUGGCAGCGGGCACUUCUGCGGCGUGGCCGAGAUGCGCUCGCCUGUGGACUACAACACUUGUGCGGGCGUGUGGUCGCAGGACAAGUGGAAGGGCCGCUUCGAUGUGCGCUGGAUCUUUGUGAAGGACGUUCCCAACAGCCAACUGAGGCAUAUUCGUCUGGAAAACAACGAGAAUAAGCCGGUGACCAACUCCCGAGACACACAGGAGGUUCCGCUGGACAAGGCACGUCAGGUUUUGAAGAUCAUCGCAAGUUACAAGCACACCACCUCCAUUUUUGACGACUUUUCACACUACGAGAAACGUCAGGAAGAGGAGGAGAGUGUAAAAAAGGUGGAGGUUCAGGGGAGUGACCCAUACUCCAGUAAUUCCAGUCGGAGCCACUACAGAAUGCAGGAUCGCCAAGGACGUGUGAAGUAACAAGCACUGCUUUGGGCAAAAGACUGACAGGCCCUAUUUCUCUCCCCAAUCUUACAACCAGAUAUUUUCAGAAAUUAUUUUGGGGACAGAUUUAACCAAGGAUUCAAAAAGAGGAAAAAAGAAACUAAAUGAAGACUCUUCUUUGAUUUCUGUUGACCUAAAAGACUUACUUCGAACUUGUAGUAAAAGAAAUGACACGAUUAUUCAUAGGACUACAACUUAAUUCUAUAGGAUUCUAAUAGUGAACCCAGUACUUCUCACUUUUUUUUUCUCUUUUCUUUUUUUUGGGGUCCCGUUUUUUUGUUCUGCUGCCUCUUUUUCUCCCAAAUUAUUAUUUUUUUUUUUUAAGAAAAAAACAUCUGUUUUUACAGUCCAAGCACAUGGCUUUGCUUCUCUCUUACUACAAUAUUGAAUUUUUUUUUUUUUUUUUUUUUUUUUUAUUAAAUCAUUGGGUUCUAGUGCCCCGGAUCCUGUAUAGACAGUUCCUCCCUCAUUUCUCUGUUAACCCCCACCUUCUCUAUAUUGGAGCUGAAACCAUCCAGUCAGGACGUGCAAUGAUCGUCGCCUUCUCAUUGGAUGUUCCAUUGUUGGUUAAUUGGCCACUAGUCAGUGCAAGUCUCAUUACCUUCUGAGGGGAAAAAAAAGUUUACCAAGUUUCAACCAAGAUUAUAAAAUGGGGGGCGGGGGGAAAAAAAUCUAAUGAAUGUUCAGGAAUGUCCUGAGUUUUUUUCUGUUCCUGUUUUUUUUUUUUUAUUGUGUUGGUAAUAGAGGGUGUUUGACAGGGGACGGUAAACGGAGAAGCCGAUUUGUUGAGUUAAGGCUUUUGCUCAUUGGAUCAGUUUUAUAGUGUACAAAAGGGGGCUGUGUUUGAGAGUUGUCAGCUUAUUUUCCAUUUACUACUUUUUCUUCUGCAACUUAAAGAAAAAUUGUUGCUAUGGGCUGCUCUCCUCCCAUCAUUUAUUUUUUUUCGUUCUCGUCUUUCUCUUCCGUUUCUUAAGUCUGCAUUGAGGUGGGCCUUGCACCCUCUCUUUCUCAUAAUCAGUUCAUUAAAAAUAAAUGUGGUAUACUCGGCAGAACUUGUGUGUUGCAUUUUCCCCUUGUUUGACUAAAUACUUUGUCAUGCACUAACCUGUGUCCCAAACUGCCUGGUCCCCUUCCACCCAGCACCCACACUCCUCUCCUACACUAGCUGCCUGCACACUUCACCCCUUCUUCUACUUUGUUCAUGUCGGUGCAUUAAAACGACUCCUGCAAAACUGCUGGCAUUUAGCAGUGUCAGAAUAAAGAUGCUGCACAAAGCUUCAAGUGUGUUUGCUUUCUGAAGAAGUGAAUUCACAGUAUGAUCAACAAUUUGGUUGGUCUGUUCUUAUUGGUACUUUGAGGGUUUGUUUUACCUGUAUCCAUGGCUGUGUGUUUAAUUGUCGCAAACACAAUGUGCCUUUCUUGUGAGGAAGCCAUCUGAGUGUAAAUCCACCUUAAUAGAGAAUCAUUAGUUGGGUUAAGUACUUAUUUCACUUAUACUUAUUUCAAUUAAAUCAUUAAUUAUCCCAUGAAACUUAAUGUUUGAACCAGGUCAAAGAAAAAAACAAUGCUCUGGCCUCUGGAGAUGUGACUUCUCACAAGCUGAAGUGUGUUUUCUGGUUCUCUGGCUUGACCAGCUUUUCUUACAUGAAACGGUUUCAUUAUUUAAAACGUUGAAGUUAGAAAUGAUGUGUGAGUUAUCGUGUGAUUUUUAUCUGUGAUAUUGAUUUUCUUGUUUAAUUCUCAGAAGCACUUUCUUAAUUAGCCUCUCGGUGGCGCUGUUUCCACAUCUAUCCUGAAUGUUGAUACAAGGUUUUGCCUUGAGUGUGAAAACAAUGCUUGUAUGUGUUGGGAAAUCUCCACAUUCCGUCAUAAUCAUCGUUUAAAAAUAGUUAUUUUACAUUUAUCAAAGUUGCAUGUUAGUAUCCUAAAAUCACAAUGGGCUGCCUUCAAUACUCUUCGGCAGAAGGACAGUUUUAAUCCUAAAAUGGCGGCAUUAUGUGGAUAUGAACCUGUUUGUUCAACAGGGGGCGUUAAAACUUAAUUAUUUCGCCUACCAAAACUGAUGUAAACGAUCCGUUUGUUUGAAUGAAAAGAAUGAGACUUCGCGUUUAUGAAACUGAUUGAUUUAAUUAGAUUUUUUAAAUGUACUUUUUAUUUCAUUAAUUUGUGACCAUGUAUAUGUUUCGCAACAAAAGAAAAACCCAAAUUAAUUUACAUAGCUACAACCUUUUAAAGGCUUAGCUCACUCAAAGAAAAUUUCAAAACUGAUUAUUUCCUCUGUAAAACAAAAAUAUGUUUUGGGAAAUGUUCCACUUUUUUUUCAUUCCACAGAAAGGAAAUCCUACAGUUUUGGAAUGACACAAGGGUGAGUAAAUGAAGAUAGAAUUUUCUUUUGGCUGAACAAUACCUUUAAAAAUCCUCCUUUAAAACAAUUGACUGAAUAUAUUCACUUGCUCAGAACAGAUUUGUGGGUUUAAUCAUACAGAAUGUGGUGAAGAAAGAAAACAAAUGUAUAAAACCCCUUUUUUUUUAUUUUGACCUCAAAGAGUCACAAACAAUAUCGCAGUGGCCUACACACUAAUAAAAGAAUCAAACAUUGCUCGCACAGUGAAGAUUUUGUGACCUCCCUUGUUUAUUUCAGUGUACACAACAUUAAGCCUUUCACUUUAUUUUGAGGUAAAAUGAACAGAGACAUUUCACACAGAGUAUAUGCAAUUUUACAUUUUACUAUCCAACGGUUUUGAGCUUGGGUAAUUUGUCAAGGGCCACUGUGUCAGUGAGGUCACAGCCAUCAAUCAAUUAAACCUUUUAAUUGAUGACAGUGCAGCAGAGCACUGCCUCCUUAAGUGCUAAGACCAAGUGUUUACAAGAAGCCUUAUAUGUUCCUGAAUCGGUUCUUGUUUGAUGGGUGUAUGGCUAUAGUGUGUAUGUAUUUGUAUCAAUUUUGGAGUAUAAGAGAUAUUAACCUGUCAAUAUGGGUGUGUGUGUGCGUGUGUGUAUUGUUGAUAUUGGGGGUGGUUUUACGUAUGAGGGGGAAAUAAGAUGCAGCACAUGGCUCAACCUCCCGUCUGUCUAUAUCAUGCCGCCUCAGGGGCCCUUCUGUGACCUCGGCCUCUCUCUCCCCAGGGACCCCUAAACCUCUCGGGAUCCCCAGACAACAUGAAGGUGGGGAGGGGAACGGCACGUGUCUCAGACCGUUGAUGUGGUGUGUGUUUAAGACACAUGCAGUCUAGUCUGUCCAUGUGUCUACUGUCAUUCUUCUCUGAAAAUAGAGCAAGCCAAAUAGUCAACAUGCCUGCUGAUGUUUACAUUAUGGUUUACUUUUUUGCUUUUAAAACUGUAGGGUGCCUUAGAAGAAAACCAGAACCUCAUAAAAUUGCUUGGGAAAAUUCUUAUUAAACCAUUUCACUUUAGCAUGAAAAAGACUAAUAUAUAGGUUUAUCUUGCCUGCUUUUAGAUCAAUCGCUAUAACAGUUCAGGCCACAGGAAAGUCUGCAGCGAUUUUCAGGCUUUUAGAUCAUAUCCGUGUGGCCACUGAUAUCAGGCUGCAGCUGAAUAACAAAGAGAUGCAGGCCUGAACUCAAUCAGUCUCGGGUUUAAGAGCAAUAGAUGUUGUGAAUUUCCGAUUUAGGUUCUUCUUGUACCCCAGACAGUAUUAUCGCUUUUUAUCCUGCUGCCGUUGCUGUCCGGAUUGUGUGCGGGGUGAGGGGCUCCGUUUAUCAGUGUGUUGACAGUCGAGCAGCCGCGUGCGUUCAGCGCAUUAUCAAGAGCGCGCGCGUGUAUUUUUGCCAUUAGUAACGCCUGGCCAUGUCUGCAAAAGAUGCAAUUUACAUAAUAAAAUCAUUUCUGUACUACACCGAGGGACCGAUUUAUUUCAAACGAAUAUGUAUAUAUGGAGGUCGAACGAAAAUAUGAAAGGGUCCAUUUAAAUGUCCUUUCAAUUGCAUAAAAUGUGUUUAACACAAGUUAAAAAUAAAACAGAUAAAUAGCACGAAUUUAAUUUAAAAAAAAGAAAAACAAUCUGAAUUUAGGCUAAUUUAUUAUAUAGCCUACUUAUGCAAAAUCUUGCGCAUUAAAUGAUGUCUAAUUUUCUAGAUUUAAAUUAUUAAUUUAUUUAUAAGCAUUGGCUAUUUGUAUUUUUAUUUAUAUAACAAAGAAAUCAUCCAAAUUAAUUUUAUUCAAAAUAUUCAUUAAUUGUAAUGCUCUUAAUUUUAUUAAUGAUGCUAAGAUGUUUUCCAUUUGAUAAACCUCACGCAUAUUUGUCAUAUGUGUUUUCUCUCUCUCUCUCUCUCUUUCUCUUUCUUUCUCUCUCUCGCUCUCUCUCUGUAGAUGAUUUUGAAAGAAUAGG
This is a messenger RNA of Onychostoma macrolepis, 6416 nucleotides long. It is a transcript of the gene ythdf2, whose product is annotated as YTH N6-methyladenosine RNA binding protein F2. Gene Ontology annotation, cellular component: cytoplasm. The transcript has 6 exons. Gene Ontology annotation, biological process: mRNA destabilization. Gene Ontology annotation, molecular function: N6-methyladenosine-containing RNA reader activity; mRNA binding. The coding region runs from base 203 to 2044 and encodes 613 amino acids. Lineage: Eukaryota; Metazoa; Chordata; Actinopteri; Cypriniformes; Cyprinidae. The record is from RefSeq and is a predicted model, not a curated record.